Molecule: messenger RNA, 3636 nt
Organism: Asparagus officinalis (garden asparagus)
Lineage: Eukaryota; Viridiplantae; Streptophyta; Magnoliopsida; Asparagales; Asparagaceae
Exons: 6
Coding region: 1-3636 (1211 amino acids)
Source: RefSeq, a predicted model, not a curated record
AUGGCUGAGAAAUCAUUGGCAAUCACCCUUCUCUUGCUUAGGAUCCUCACCUUGGCUUUUCACAUUGUUUCUCUUGUUGUACACGUUACAGAUACAGUUAAUAAUCCUGGUCCUGAUUCGGAUGAGAAACUUACGUUCAGAGCAUUCUGUGGCUAUAGAUAUAUGACUGAUUUAUUGAAUGAGAGGCAGAAGCUGGCUCCAUUUAUUCAAAUGAGAGAAGUUCCUGACAAGUCGUGGAUUGAUAUACCUAUUAUGAAAAGAAGAGAGGGUGGUGACACUCGAUAUCGUGAAGGAUGGGAAGCGUUCCUUGAGUAUGCGUAUGCGAAUCCGAGGAAGUUAGAAAAUGAUUUGCUGUUUUGUCCAUGUAGUUUUUGCAGAAAUAGGGGUUUGGUGGAUAGAGUUACUAUACAAAAACACUUAGAAAGAUGGGGAUUUGAUGAAAAAUACAAAUAUUGGAGAUUUCACGGAGAAGAUGACGAUAUUGAACCAGCUGACGGAAAUAUAAAUCUAAGAAUAGACGAUACACAUGCAAUGUUCAAUGAUAUUGCCGCAGUUACAGAAGUUGCAGAAUUUCCGGAGGUUCUUGAAGUUCCCGAAGAUGCAGAAGGUGUCGAAAAUGUUGAUGAUGUGCGUGAUACCGAUAGCUUUAAAAGUUUAAUGAAGUUAUUAGAAGAUGACGAAAAGGAUUUGUAUGCCGGUUGCUCAGAGUAUAGUAGAUUGUCGUUUAUUCUUCAACUGAUGCGUAUUAAGACCCUCAGCGGAAUGGCAGAUAAAUAUUUUCAAAUGCUUCUUAAUUUACUACGCAAGGUAAUUCCGGAUGGAGAGAAUAGCAUACCAGAAAAAUGUUAUGAUGCAAAUAAGAUCGUUGGCGCUCUCGGUUUAGAUUACACAAAAAUCCAUGCGUGUCCUAAUGAUUGUAUCCUGUAUUAUAAGGAUAAUGAGAAGCUUGAAGAAUGUCCAAAGUGUGGAGUGUCUCGUUGGAGAAAGAAUACACGCACUUCAACACGAAAGGCAGAUGAGCCUGUUAAGCAGCCGAAGAAAAUUCCAGCGAAGGUGCUCCGACAUUUUCCCUUAGUACCGCGUUUACAGAGGUUGUAUAUGACAAAAGACACAGCUAAAAACAUGCGGUGGCAUAAGGAAGGACGCGUAGUUGAUGGUAAACUCAGGCAUCCGGCAGAUGCAGAUGCAUGGGAGCAUGUUGAUCAAUCUUUUCCUUGGUUUUCCACAGAGUGCAGGAAUGUUAGACUCGGUCUAUCUAGUGACGGAUUCAACCCGUUUGGCAUUAUGAGUUCAGGUUGGUCUACUUGGCCCAUUGUGUUAAUACCUUAUAAUUUACCACCUGGACUUUGUAUGAAGCAACCGUAUAUGAUCCUUUCAUUGCUGAUACCAGGCAAACACUCACCCGGUAAUGACAUAGAUGUGUUCAUGGAGCCGUUAAUUGAUGAGUUAAAACUUCUCUGGGAUGAAGGGGUCCAAACGUAUGAUGCAUUUUCCCGUCAAACGUUUAAUCUUCGUGCUAUUCUUAUGUGGACCAUUAAUGAUUUUCCAGCUUAUGCUAAUCUCUCCGGUUGGUCUACAAAAGGAACAUUUGCUUGUCCCGUAUGUGGUCCAAACUUUGAAGGCUUUCAUUUACAACACAGUAGAAAGAUGUGUUAUUGGUUUAACAGAAGAUGGUUACGUAAAGGACAUAAAUACAGAGGGAAAAGGUGGGCGAAUAAGUUUGAUGGCCAAGAAGAGAAAAGAGGAGAGCCGCAUGUAAUGACUGGAGAUGAAAUUGUAGAAUUAUUUGAGGGAUAUCCUAAAAAUAAGUUUGGAAAGAGCCGAUAUACAAGAGAAGAUAUUCUAGCUCCAAGACGCAUUUCCAUUAUGAAGAAGGCACCGAAACGAAAGAGAAAAGUGUGCAUUACGGAUGAGACACGUGAUGAGGAAUUACCAAAAGGAUGGACAAAAUUUAGUAUAUUUUUUCAGCUACCGUACUGGCAAAAGCUAAAAAUUCGGCAUAACCUAGAUGUAAUGCAUAUUGAAAAAAAUAUAUGUGAUAACCUGUUGUCCACACUCUUACAGGAUGGUAAGAAAUCAAAGGACGAUUUACGAGCUCGGCGAGACUUGAAUGCAUUGAACAUCCGACAUGAUCUGCAAGCACGAGAAGUUACUGAAGGCAAAUUUGAGUUGCCCUCAUCUCGCAUUACGAUGACAAAGGUUGAGAUGCAAAGAUUCUGUGAGGUGCUCAAAUCGGUAAAGUCGCCAGAUGGUUACUGUUCUAAUAUUUCAAAUAAUGUCCAGGUGAAAGAGCGAAAAAUUUUGGGACUUAAGACUCAUGAUUAUCACAUCCUUCUUCACCAAUUGCUUCCCGUGGCACUCCGUAACAAUAUGGCUGAUGAUGAAGUAGCAAAGGUUAUAAUUGAAUUCUGUGGAUUUUUUAGAAAGUUAUGCUCAAAAGUUAUCAAUGUUACAGAAUUUAAGACACUAAAAGGAGAAAUGAAUGAAACCCUUUGCAAAAUGGAGUUAUUCUUCCCUCCCUCAUUUUUUACUAUUAUGGUCCAUCUUACACAUCAUCUUGUAGAUGAGGCAUUACUCGGAGGUCCAGUUAACUAUCGUUGGAUGUAUCCCAUGGAGAGAUAUUUGGGUUUCUUGAAGCGCAUAAUGCGCAAUCGAGCUCAUCCGGAGGGUUCGAUUGCUGACCAUUACGUUGCAAAUGAAUGCAUGUCUUUUGCCUCUCGAUAUAUGCGAGGUGGAGAUGCAAAUAAUAAUACACAAAUUAGUAAAAGAGAUGCCACUUUUCAUGGCAGUACCAAGAUGAACAAGGAUUACUCCAGAAUAGACUUGGAACAAGCUCAUGCAUUCGUCUUGCACAAUCUGGAGAUCUUUGAAAAUUAUCGAAAUCAACAUUUGGAGGAGUUGCAGUUAGAAAUAACUGGGCCGUCAGCACGGAAUCAAAUUGCCAAAAUACAUGAAAAAAAAUUUUCUGAAUGGGUUUCAGCUGAAGUAGAAAGACAAAUAUUUGCUGGUUUACCAAUAUCAGAAGAGAUAAGAAUUCAUGCACACGGGCCACACUACACAGUUAAACAAUGCAGCGGAUAUCGUGUGAAUGGGUUUUUAUUUCAAAAGUUGGGGAUUGAGGAGGAGAGAGUUACUCAAAACAGUGGGGUCAUGGCUAUCUUCUCUCAAGAAUGUUAUGCAAGCUCGACAGAUCAGAAUCCAAUACUUAAUGAUCUAAUUUAUUAUGGACAACUAGAAGAUAUCUUGGAGAUGUUCUAUGCGUAUGGUACAAAAGACGUACGUAGUUAUGUGAUGUUUAAGGUUCGAUGGUGUCAUGCUGAAAUAACAAGAGAUGCAUAUGGCUUUAAUCUUGUAAAUCUAGACAAGGAGAUUUACUCCGAUUUGAAGUUCAUGUUUGCAAAGCAGGCUACUCAGUGCUUUUAUGUCAAAGAUCCUAGACAGCCGAAGGUUUGGGUCGCAUUGUAUAAGGAGCCGAGAACUCUUGUUGAACUUUCUCUCGAUGAAAACAUAGAGGGUUCUGAUGAUCCAAAUGAGACUGAAGGAGAAGUUUUUCCUAAUUACUCAUACCCGCAAAAUGUCCAUCUUAAUAUGUAUACUCCGCAAAAUCGGCUUGAUAUUCGUAAUGUAGGAGAUUGA